Molecule: messenger RNA, 443 nt
Organism: Malania oleifera
Lineage: Eukaryota; Viridiplantae; Streptophyta; Magnoliopsida; Santalales; Ximeniaceae
Product: S-protein homolog 24-like
Source: RefSeq, a predicted model, not a curated record
GCUUGGGGGAAAAAAAGGCGGAGCAGAGGGUUAGGGUUUUUUCCUGGCACUGUGCAUCGUUUUCGUGGCGCUGAGGCAGCCAGAGACCGGAGUAUUCCCAAGGCAUGGAGUAUAAGAUUCACGUGACCAACGGGUUCAGGACCAACUCUUCAACUCCGCUGGUGAUAGUAUUAUGGUGUUCGUCGGAGGAGGAUGAUCUUGGGGGAGCACUGCAAGAGGGGGAAGAGUUCAGCUGGGAACUCCAGAUCGACUUCUAGGGAACCGUCCAAUUUUCAUGCACCGUCAAAUGGGAUCGUCGGAGGAAGAGGUUCGAGGCGUUUCGAGUUCAGCGGGACGGCCACCGGUGUUUUGAUCUCAAGAAAUGCUUUUGGCUAGUGACGGAGGAUGGGAUUUACUUCAGCAGCAAUGAGGUGAGUUGGAAGAAAGAUUUCUCAUGGUUGUAG